CACGUGUCAGUUUUAAAAGUCGUUCGAAUGUCUGGUAAUGACGAACAGAGUCGAUAGAAAUCGAAAGCCGGUGUGGCGUGGAGCCAUUUCGGCAACCUCUUCUCUCUCUCUCUCUCUCUCUUUCUUUCUCUAACUGAAUGGAACAUACAAUUACUGUGGCUUCUCUUUCCCUCUCCAUUCAUGAUGCUUUUGCUUUGAGCUCACCAAGAACUCAUAGCAGCUCUCUAUUACCGACUUCGAAUCUUGCAAGAAUCGGAACUACCUUUGCCACUGGUUCUCCGCUUUCAUGGAGAAUUUCUCACCGAAGGAAUCGUUCAUGCAAAGCUACUCCAGUUUCAGUGAGAUGUGAGCAAAAUACCCAGGGGGACAACAGGUUGGAUGUAUGGCUAGGUCGGCUUGCAAUGGUGGGCUUUGCAGUGGCCAUUAGUGUUGAAAUAGCAACAGGCAAGGGACUUUUGGAGAAUUUCGGGCUCACAACACCCUUGCCUACAGCAGCCUUAGGAGUUACAGCAUUAGUUGGUGUUUUGACUGCUGUAUUCAUCUUCCAAUCUGCCUCAAAAAAUUGAUCACACUUGAUGUUUGUAAAGCAUGAUUGAAGCUACAUAUAAUUACAUUUUUUGUUCAUUUAAGUGUAACUUUCUCUCAAUCUCAAUGUUUGAAAAUGUACUAAUUUUAAUUUAUGUGAAGGAUUUAUAUGCAGUUUUUCUCUCCUUAAAUAUA
Molecule: messenger RNA, 720 nt
Organism: Mangifera indica (mango)
Lineage: Eukaryota; Viridiplantae; Streptophyta; Magnoliopsida; Sapindales; Anacardiaceae
Product: stress enhanced protein 1, chloroplastic-like
Exons: 4
Coding region: 138-566 (142 amino acids)
Biological process (GO): cellular response to high light intensity
Source: RefSeq, a predicted model, not a curated record